AAUUCAAAUUCAUUAUUUUGUUCAGGAAGUCGUAUCAAACGUCAAACCUUGAUCAAAAAUGGGAGAAAAUUCCGAAACAAGAGGAGAGAAUAAACGAGGCGGCAAGAAAUGGAAGAAUUUCAAAAGCUUUGUGAAGAUCUUCUUUUGUUUGACAUGCAUUUUUCCGAAAAAAUCCAAAACGAGAAGACGUGGAGAUGAAUCAGUUGAUUGCGCGAUCUUGACUGGGGAACAUUUCCGUGAAAACGUCGAAAAUGAGAUCGCAAAAUGUACGUUGAAGACUGUUGUGGUGGAUCCAAACAUUGAGGAUAAAAAUUCAGUUCACAGCAUAGAAUCAGUUGCGAAGCCACCAGCAGGCCCAGUAUCAAAAAUGCUCCAGGGAGGAGGUGAUUUUCUUGUGGACCUUGAAGCUCAGAAUUUAGUACAAGCUGCUUUAUACAAGGCCAAAGAAGAUUUAAUUCGGACCGCUGAUGGAGACGGAAAAGAAGUGUUAUUACAACAAAAAGCUAAAGUCAUUGUGGACGAAGCAAUUUACGUGGCCAUGAACAUUCUCAUGAAAGAUCCUGUUGUGAAGCAGUCAGAUAUUGGAGAUGGAAAAUGAAUGGGCGUAUUUUAUUAUUUAUUUGUUUUUUAUUAAUAAAAUUCACAAAAAAAUAAACUUUGGUAUUAUCUACGAAUUGUACUUAC
Messenger RNA from Styela clava, 684 nucleotides. The record is from RefSeq and is a predicted model, not a curated record. Lineage: Eukaryota; Metazoa; Chordata; Ascidiacea; Stolidobranchia; Styelidae.